Hermetia illucens (black soldier fly) is the source of this 3503-nucleotide messenger RNA. It is a transcript of the gene Fbl6, whose product is annotated as F-box/LRR-repeat protein 6. The transcript is spliced from 10 exons. Gene Ontology annotation, cellular component: SCF ubiquitin ligase complex. The coding region runs from base 919 to 3030 and encodes 703 amino acids. Gene Ontology annotation, molecular function: protein binding. The record is from RefSeq and is a predicted model, not a curated record. Gene Ontology annotation, biological process: SCF-dependent proteasomal ubiquitin-dependent protein catabolic process. NCBI's taxonomy places the organism in Eukaryota, Metazoa, Arthropoda, Insecta, Diptera, Stratiomyidae.
CAGAAAAGCAGCAGAACACGGAAUCCGAAGUCGGGCAUCACGUACGGGGGACUCGCUGCUUGGAAAAACGCGGAAAAUCGCCUCCAAAGUGUCGGGAAAGUGUUAGUUUUUGCAUGGAUGUGAACCCUCGGCGCAGCGGACAUUUUGCCAAUUGCAAAAGUUGUAAAAAUCGGCGCAGCCACGGAUAAAUUUUCGUAUUUUCGGAUUGUGUUUACAUGAGAAAAAAGUGCUUGCCAGGAGGGAGUGCGCGACGGUCGUAUCGUCUGUCUCUAUCGAGAGUGCACUUGUUUACCCGAUGCUGUUGCACGGGCGCUGAUCGGCUAUCCUACUCGCAUCGGAGGGCCUGCCUGGGCCGGCCAGUUGAGAGAGCAAGGUCGACGUAGUGCUGGCACUCGUGCUCGUGUGGCGCCAUCCCUCUUCAUCCCACGGACUAGUCGGCUCGACAUACGCUCAGUGGCCGUGAUUUGGUCCGCGCGCCUCAAGUGCACGGAACAUUUCGUUGGCAGGAUGCGUGUCUAGCGUGCGUGAGGCGACGACCGAGUGAAAGUUGUGGAACGAGAAAGUGGCCGGCGCGCAUGUUUCCGCGGCCGAACUGAUUGCGUGUGCGGCGCGAGAACGGGACAGAGCGGACUCAAGUGUCAGCCAGACUCGAUUCUGUUUACGAUUUAUGACAUUUGGGAAAGAGACAGGUGCUCGGUGUUGAAGUGUGUGAGUGUUUAUUUUUCGUGAACUGCUCUGGAGGGCACGUACCGCCGUCCUGGUCGUGUCGCGCUGCUUCUUUGUGCAUAUUUUGGAGACGGCAUGAAAACCCGCCAAGUGAGCUCGCAGCUUCCGUUAAAUUUAUUUGGAUAUGUGAUCAAAAUCAUAGCUCGGCCGUGAGUGUCCUCUUCGAAUUCUUCUAAAUUCAAUAGCCCCAAAAUGGAGACGGAAACAUUAAUGCAAGUUGAAGAGGAACGCCCUGCAACUCCGCCCGAAAAUAAUGAUCUGCAACUUCACGAUCAGCAUGAUGAGUCUACUGCAUCAGAUCAAAAAGAAGAGUCCCAAGACUCUUCACAGUCAGAUCUCCCGGCAAACGAUAUCAAGGAGGAGAAAGUCCAAGAAGAUAACGAAGCAGAUGAGGAUCCAGCAUCAAGUAAUGCCGAUAUAAAAGAUGAAAUUAAGUCGGAACCAGACCAAACUUCGCAACAGUCUUCAGUAAAUGAAGACGCUGGUCUUAAUGUUAAAUCAGAAAGUCAAACAAGUGUCAAUAACACAUCUUCUUCCCCGUCGGAAUCUCAAUCGUCCUCAGGAUCGAACAUUUUAACAGAUAUUCCUUUAAGGCAUAAUCCUUCUGUUGUAAUUGUACCUUUAAAGUCAGUGACGAAUGGCACAAUACCCAAGUCAGGAAAGCCUUUCAUGUCGGCUAUCAAUCCAAAAUUGAAUAAGCCACGGGGGCGACCGAAACGCAGUAAGGCACUGGUUGCAAUGUACCAAAGUGAGAUCAGCGAUAAUAAGGUUGGUAUUAAGUUGUGCAUAAAAAAAUCUGAUACGUCGCAGUCAAAGAGCAAACCAAGUCGAAAACGAUCUCGAAAAUCAAAACACCGAAUUAACACCGACAGUGAUGAUUCUGAGUAUGAGAAACGGAGGCGGAAGGAAAAAUCUAAUAAUAAUACAGAUAAACACAAAAAAACGGAAAGAGAUUAUAAGGAACCGGAGAAACAAGGUGUCUGGGGAGAGGCGCUACCGGAGAAUGUUUUGUAUAAAGUUUUCCAAUAUCUAGUGCAACAGGAAGGUUGUCUUCCAACAUUGUAUCGUGUGGGUCGGGUGUGCAGCCUGUGGAGAAACGUUUCACUGUAUCCUUCGUUAUGGACGAGUCUAGACUUGAGUACGUGGAUUAAAGAGAAGUAUCACACAGAGGAUAAGCUGAAAUGGUUCAUUAGCAAUCGUCUAAGCAAAUGCAAGGAAUUAAAUGUUUCAACAUGGAAAAUCGGUGAUGUACAGUGUGUUCUGGAAAAAUUAGCAGACGCUUGUCCCGAUUUGGUGGGAAUAAAUCUUUCAGGUUGGAAGGGUUUAACGUCGGAUAAUCUAAUUUAUCUGGUGGAAAAUUUAAAAAAGCUCGAAAGGCUUGAUCUCAGCUCAAUAAACAUUGAAAUGAAUUCAAACAAAAGUGCUGUAGGUCUUCAGUCACUGUGCAAUGCCAUUCAGGUCAUCGAUGGAAGGUUAACGCAUUUACAUUUAGCGCAUAAUAGAUUGGCAGGAAUCCCUCAAAUUGUGAAGACGCUUUCGACGUAUUGUCCGAACCUUAUGCUUCUGGACCUGUCGAAUGUUCGUACUAUAGCGGUAUCCCACGCAGUGUUACACGUUGAAAUGCUUCAGCAGGGCUGUCAAAAGUUGAAGAUUUUACGUAUUACCAACUCUCAUAUGACACUGAGUUCGGCAUCAUUACAAGAACAGAUGGACUCACCCGGUUUUCCCGAAUUGGAGGAAUUAUCAGUUGCUUCACUGGCGAACGAGUCGAGAACAAUAAAUGAUGAGUUCUUGCAGCGAAUUCUCAAACAGAGUACAAAACUAAAGCUAUUAGAUGUGCGAGGUUGUGCUCGUCUAACGCAUGAUAGUUUGAUACGAUUACCUGCAUGGGAUUUGAAGCAUUUGUUUUUGUCAGGGUGCUCAGUAACACGUGAUUUUGGGUCUGGCUUGGAGCUAAUCGCAUCUAAGUGGGCCCAUAGCUUAAUCGAGUUUGAUUUGGCGUGGGCAAAUGUACAGGAGCCUCUAGACAACGCACUACGUGCAAUUGCAGAGAAAGGUGCAGAAUCGGCAUUAAUGCAUUUAAACCUAUGCGGAUCAUCUGUCUCUGAAGACGCUGUGAAGGAGAUUUUGGCCAAUUGUCCGAAUUUGAAUUCCAUCAAUUUGGCAUCAUGUCGCGGUCUUCCCCGUGGAGUGAAACGUCUAAUACAAGGACCGACAGAAAUUCAAGAACUUCGUGAUGUGCUAAAAGUAACUUUAAAAGUUAUGCCACCCGUAAAGAGCGAAGAGAAGAUGACGAGCGAUUAGACGAUAAGCUAUGAAAAUUAAAGAAAAAGAAACAAACUGGUUGAGAGACAAACAGAAUUAUGUUUUUCUUUUGUAACUUAGACUAUGGAACGUUAGUUUACUUCUGAGAAAUUCUUUCUUAACGGCCUGCUGGUAAGGCGCCGAAGUUUUUGAUUAUCUAAGCAAUUAGUUGUUAGGAUAAAAAUUUAAAUUAAUUUAAAUAACUUAGGCUGUAAGUGAAGAAACGUAAAUAUUAUAUCCAUCUUUUUAUAAUUUUGUUUCUACAUAUUUAAGUUGUGAAAGAUAACUUCAUUUCUAUCGUAUCCCGUUAUAUUAUAUUCCUUUUGAUAAACUGUAAAGUAAAAUUAUAAUAAAAUAUAAUGUUUCAAUGAAAGAGAGAUGAUAUUACAAAAAGACCAACAUCGUGAUAUAAAAAAAAAACAAAAAUUCUAUUGUACGUUCAGUUCAUUUCAAGAAAUCAUUUCGAAAGUAUA